Messenger RNA from Oryzias melastigma (Indian medaka), 6397 nucleotides. RefSeq names its product adenylate kinase 9 (gene ak9). Gene Ontology annotation, biological process: nucleobase-containing compound metabolic process. Gene Ontology annotation, cellular component: cytoplasm; mitochondrion. The record is from RefSeq and is a predicted model, not a curated record. The coding region runs from base 560 to 5503 and encodes 1647 amino acids. Lineage: Eukaryota; Metazoa; Chordata; Actinopteri; Beloniformes; Adrianichthyidae. The transcript is spliced from 37 exons. Gene Ontology annotation, molecular function: AMP kinase activity; ATP binding; ATP hydrolysis activity.
CCGAUACAGUUCACAUAUUGUAAAAUGUAUUAGUAAAAUAAUGAGAUUUUUAAUAUCAUAAACUGUUACAUGGAUUAUCUAAAGGGGAAAUUCUAACAAAAAUGUUCAGAUCAUUAACAUUGUAAACAUCGUUCUGCUUCUGUUGGAGGACGUUUCAUUUUGGCCACUAGGUGGCGAUCGCGCUAUAACAUUACACCUUAUUCAAGAAGAAGACGACUGUAUGAGCAGUGCGGAGCAACAGGUCUGGCCUAUAAUCUGCUGGCCGAUCAAAAGCAACAUCUGUUAAGGAGGAGAAGAAAACAGGGUGAACAAACACCUCCUGCUCGCAGAGCCUCGACGUUUCGCUCCAUUAGUGGCACCCCUGACCUCCUCCUCCUCCUCUUCCUCGGUUGUUUGGUCUGUGGAAAGCACCUGAAAGGCAUGGGACACACACCCAGGGCAGAAGUGAUGUGGAGCAUUGGCUGGUGUUCAGCUCUGUGAGGAGGAUGAAUGUGAAGUGGAGGACGAGGAGGAGCGGCUGAGGGGAAGAGGACGAGAGGAGAACGAUUGGAGGCGCGCAAUGAGAGCUUUAAACCGCCGGAACGUCACAGAGGAGAGAAAGGGAAGGGAGGAUGAAGCUGAGAAGGAAAGACUACAAGCUAAACCCACCUGCUUUAUCAUAGUAGGAAAACCUGGUGUUGGCAAAUCCACCUUGGCCAAAAAAAUGGCAGAAUCCUGGAAGUGUAUUCUAAUUGAUGACACUGACCUGCUCAACACUUAUAUAAAUAAUAAAAGUCAGGAAGGAAUGGAGCUUCUUAGCAUCUUAUCUGAGGGGAAAAGCAUAACAGAUGAUGUUGUGCUACAGCUGAUUCUCGCCAGACUCAACUCACCAGACGUUGAGCAUUAUGGUUAUGUCCUGAGCUGCCUUCCGUUUCUGUCAGACGAUCAUCAGAGCGUUCACAAGCAGCUAGAACUGGUCCAGAACCUGAAGUUGCCCCCAGAUUUCAUCAUAAAUAUUAAGUGUCCGGAUAGCGAUCUGGUCCAGAGGCUGUCGGGUCUGAGGACGCACCCAGAAACUGGACAGUCAUUCAGCAGGGACCAGUGGGAGCGUGAGGAGGAGGAGUAUGGCAGGGAGGAGGAGAGGGAGAUGGAGAGUGAUGAAGAGCAGACUGAUGAGGAACUCUCUAAGGAGAGGCUGGACGCGCUGCUGUGGAUGCCAGAGAAUCUCCCCGCUAACAGCCUCGACAGAAUUCACUUGUACAACCAUUCAGUGCUGACGCAAGUGAAGGACUACAUGGAAGGCUAUAAUCCUGCGUUCUUGCUGGAGCUGGAUGGGAACAACACACCUGAGGAGCAACUGCAGUGUGUGAUGUCUCGUCUUGGAUCCAUGGCUGUCCGACCUGUUGCUGUUCCGGUGCUCCUAAACCUCCUUGAGGAGGAGACGGAUACGGAAGAUAUUUUGAGAAGUUUAUCUUCGUCCCAAACGGCAGUCCCCGGUUUUUUGUGGAGAUGGAGCCGCUGGGGCCAAACCUGCCCUGUUGCUCUGAAGGAAGGCAAGGCCCUCACUGGUAGUCCUGAGUUUUCUGUUGGCUUUCAGGACAAACUGUACCUCCUUUCUUCUCAGGAAGCCCAUCAAAAGUUCCUCACAAACCCCAGAGAGUACUUACACCCUCCGAUGCCCCGAGCUCCUUGCAGAGUGUCCAUCACUGGGGCUCCUCUGACGGGGAAGAGCACUCUGUGCAGACUUGUAGCUCAGCAUUACGGAGCAGUGGUACUUGACGUGGAGGAGCUGCUGCAGCCGGUGCUGGCUGAGGCGGAGGAGGAACGACUCCUAAAAAUUAAAGUCGUAACAACCCGGUUUGCAAUAGAAAAAAUCCAGGAAAGUAAUGAAGACAUUUUAGUGACAGAGAAUCAUCCAGCCGUGCAGGAAAUCCUCCUUAAAACUAUGAAUGAAGCUGGAAAGUCAGUCGUACAUCCGAUCGACCUGUACGCUGAGGUUCUGGAAAAACACAUAAAAAAGGUUGAAGAGGAGAAGGUCUGGACCGGAUGGGUGCUUGACAACUUUCCCAGGAGGCUUUCAGAUGUCGAAGUGCUGCAGAAAAGUGAAAUCCUCCCAGACAUCAUCGUCUGCCUGAGACACGCUGACACGAUGGUUUCAGAGAAAAAAGGGAACAAAGACAUUAGAGACCGACUUCUGAGAAACAGGAAACUAUUACAGCAAAAGAAGUUGGAGAAGCUUUCAAGUCUGCCGGAGGUUGUUGAAGAAGCUGAUGCUGGAGCACCACAGGAAGAACGGGAAUCCAGCGACCAAGAAGAGAUUUCUGACUAUGUCCUGCAGCUGCAACAGUUCGAUAAGGAAUGGGAGCAAAUGCAGAUUGUUUUACCGACCACCUGCUUUGAGCCUGAGAUCGACGGGAAAAGUCCAGAAAACUUAACCCAACAGAUCAUCUCUGAGAUGGAGAAGUCGUUUCAGUAUCAGUCCCACAAGUUGUCUGACUUUGACUUGGAGGAGGAGGAAAAUUAUUUCAAAGCCCUAGUAGACCAAGAAGAAGAAGAAGAAGAGAACAACAGCGACAUUUCUGCAGCAGAAGAGGAAGAUAUGCAUCCCAAAGCGAAACGUUUGCUAGGAGAUACCAAGCAUUUCUGUCCAGUCGCCUUAAAAAACCACAAUGUUCUGCAUCCGUGCACCGAUGACAUCGCUGCAAGAUACCGCGACAGAACCUUUUACUUUUCCAGCCAGGAGGCCAGAGACUCAUUCCUCCAAAAUCCUGCUCACUUUGUUGCACACUCUGAGCCUCUCAAGCCUCCUGCCCUCCGAAUCUUCAUGCUGGGCCCCAAAGGAUCCGGAAAAUCCUCUCUGAGCGAAGAGCUUUCACAGCAGCUUGGGCUCUUCCACGUUCAGUUCAUCGAGAUGCUCCAGAUGAUGAUCGUGGCUAAGACAAAAACGCGGGUGUCUCUGGUGGACGAGGUCGUGCCUUGGAGCGACAACUUUGGCGACCUGGAGGCCUCGAUUAAAAAAUUCAGCCUGGGGAGCGAGGAGCAGCUGGAGGACAGGGGGAGCGUCCAAGAGCAGGAGGAGUCUGAAGAGGACAUGACAGCAGAAGAAGUAGCCAUCAAAGCUUAUUUAUCAACAGGAAAACCGCUGAGUCCACAGAUUCUUGAUUCAGUCGUCGAACCGUUUUGGAAACAAGAACCAUACAUGUCCACGGGCUUCAUUUUGGACGGCUUUCCAAACAGCGUAGAGGAGGUGCAGUUCAUGCUGGAGCAGCAGCUCCUUCCUGACGUGAUCGUAGUGUUGGAGCUGGACGCGGCAGAAGUUCAGAAGCGACUUUUUCCGGCCUGUCUUGAGAAAUGGCGAGAGCUCAGCAGCCGUCGCAAACAACAGCUGAGACUUCUGUCUGAGCUGCGCAGGAAACGCUGGGAGGACGACAUCGCAAAGAAAAUGGCUGAGCUUAAGCAAGCAAAGGAUGAAGACGAUGCUGAUGAAGAAGAUGAGGAGGAUUUAGAGGCAAAUCUAAAAGAAGAGUUUCCUUUUGAAGAAGACGACGACCUGGAAAAUAUAGAGACUGAAGAGGCGGCAACGCAGAGGCUGGAACUGGAAAUAGAGAAUCAGUUUCUAACGGACGAAAAGAACCUUUCUGCAGUGAUGGAAAGCCUCAGCGAACAUAGUAUUCCACAACUGGCUAUAGACGCGUCUCGAAAACUCGUAACCGUUCUGCGUCAGCUCCAGCGGAGAGUCCAGCCUCUUCUAACCGACAGAGAGUCGCUCUUCCAAACAUGUCAGCCCAUCUCAUCCAGGCUGGCAAAGAAGCUGCUGCUCUCCAGUUACAAGUUUCCAAGUGGCUUCGGAUGCUCUGAUCCCGUCCAGCUCUACAAAGACGGAGAUCAAAUCCAGCCUCUGCUGUGGCCCCUCGACGCCACAUACCCCCUCCUCUUCAACCAGUACGUCUACCUUUUUGCAACCAAGGAGAACCGCGACUCCUUCAUGUCCAACCCCUUAAAGUACCUCCGGCAGCCAAAACCUUCGGCCAAACUUCCAAUCAAGAUCGCCGUUAUCGGACCCCCUAAAUCAGGGAAAACCACCGUGGCGGAAAGCUUGGCCCAAAAUUACAGACUAGAGCGGCUCUCCAUCGGCGGCUGCGUGAAUACAGUGCUGAACAAUCAGGGACACACCGAGCUCGCCUUGAAGAUGAAAAAGUAUCUCACAGAGGGCCUCGUGGUGCCUGAUGAGCUGGCCAUCCAGUGCCUGACGGUGGCGCUCAUGAGCUCCACCUGCAGCACUAAAGGGUACGUCUUGGAUGAUUUUCCAAAAACCCUAAAACAAGCAGAGUUGAUGAGUUCUCACAGAAUCAUCCCCACGGUCGUGACCGAGCUGCAAAUGGACUUUCAGGAGGCGCAACGGAGAAAUCUGGCCGACAAGAGUUGUAACAAGCCUCACCUGUUGCACGAAAGCUUCGAGGUCCUCAAAAUGGCAGAUUAUAAUUACAAGAAAGAGGCGGAACACAUACGGUCUCAUUUCCUGGAACAUUAUCAAAACUUCUUGGUUCUUGAUGCCUUGAAGAGCAAAUGGUGGAUUUGGGAGAAGAUCGUAGAGGAGGCCAGCCUCAGCAUGAAAAGCAUCUGCACUUACCUGGAGAAGGUUCAAACUGGCCAAGCAACCUGCGUUUACAGAUCAGGCAUUGCACCAGCAGAGGUGGCGCGCCGGCUUGGAGAGUUUGACCAGUACUGCCCUGUUUGUCUGGCUCGACAUUGCCAUCUGGUGGACUGCUCGGGAACUACAAGCUUGGCUCUUGUUGCUGAGUACAGGAAACUUUUUUACAGGCUGUGUGGUGAAAAACACCUGGAGGAGUUCCUGUCAUCUCCGGAUCAGUUUGUGCCCCCGGGGUGCCCCCACGUCCUCCCACAACCCCACCUGCUGCCUAAAAAGCUGACUGACAUUGAGGUGAAGAGCAGAUUCCCACAGCAGGCUGAACUGAAGGGCUUCUGUCCUGUUACUUACUGGGAGGGAAAGCAGAGGUAUGAAGCUCUGGUUCAAGGAAAGACUAAAUAUGCAGCGGAAUACAGAGAACGACUUUACAUCUUUGAGUCACAGCAGAAGCAGGACACAUUUAUGAGGACUCCUGAGACAUACUGGAAACAAAAGUUGCCCAAAAAGGUUCCAUCUCUUUGCGAGCCUGUGCUGCUCACCUCACUACCAUCACUGGGCUACAUGGAACAGGGAAUGGCAAACCCGUUAAUUAAAGCCAUGACUGCAGCUGGGUGUCUCAAACCGAAGUUUCCUUUUCUCAGUGCACGGAAGUCUGUCCUCAUCUAUGUGGGACUCUAUUUGAAAGCUUUUAACCCCAGGAGCAGCGAAUACUCACGACAAAAGUACAAAAGGAAGCUGGCUUCAUUUGAGGAGGACUGUGCGCUCAUUCCUUACCUGAGCUCAAAAAUGAACCCUCCUCCUGUCGAGUUUUCCGUCGAUCUUCAGUUUAAACUGAACAAAUUUCUGGCACUUGAAGGUGCUGCAUCUGUUUUGUAACUCUGAGUGCAGCUUGUCUUCUGUUUUAGUUCCAAAAGUCAAUGUAAAUGUUGUUAAAGGUUCUCUGGAGCGGCAGGAAAUCCCAGUUUGUUGUGUUUAGAGCAUUGUUUUUACUGGUUGUUAGCCUCUCUACUGGACUAAUUUAAGGAUAGACAGUUUUGAUUAAAAUGAUUUAGCCUUGUAGUUCUUUAUUGUCAAACUUAAAUACUUAAACGGAAAUCCCUCUUUCUCCAAUGAAUGAGUUUUGUGGAUAAAAUUGUGAUUUUAGUUAACAAAUUGCUUUUACCUACAAUUAUAGGUCCAGAUGUCCCACCUACAUGAGUAAGCAUAAUAUUUAGCACUUUCUACUUGGAAAUGUUCCCAUGGGACUGAAAAAAACAAAUAAAUAAAUAAAAUAUUGAAUUGGUAGACACAUUGCAGCAAGGAUUUGGAAUUUAUUGCAUGAAAAGGGUAAUCAAAUCUACAAAUAAAUGUCCUUUUUAAGAUCUUACGUACGUCUGAAACACUGGGCUCACCAUGUUUUUUUUUAUUGCCAUCCCACAGCUAUGGAAUAAUAUUCCUUCACAUCUGCACAUGACAUCAGACCUGAAUAGUUUUAAAUGUAGCCAAAUACUUUACCUUUUUAGAAUGGUUUUAAUACUCAGAAGUUGGUUCCAUCUUAUUUUCUUUUACUUGUUUUAUUGAAAUUAUAUCUGUCUUUUAUGUAUAUUAUUAUUUGUCAUCACUUUUUUCUGCCUUUUUUUAUUCUUAAUUUGCUUAAUUUUUGAAAAACUUAUUUUUAUCUCAGUUUUUUCUUAAGGCUCUCUGAUUGUAUUGUAAAUUGCUUUAUAAAUAAAGCUUCAACCAUUCAACUUGGGAUUUGAAUUACAAAUAAAUAAAUGACAGACUAAUUGA